Messenger RNA from Symbiodinium sp. CCMP2456, 333 nucleotides. The record is from the annotation of a GenBank genome assembly. NCBI's taxonomy places the organism in Eukaryota, Dinophyceae, Suessiales, Symbiodiniaceae.
AUGAAUGGUGAUGGAUGCGAGCUUGAGCUGCCGCCAACCCAACAUCUCGCAUCCGUCAAGUAUCGGGUCCUGCAAGAAUUGGAGCCAUCUUUGCCACCUAUCGAAGCUGGCACGAGGCGGCAGGUGAAGCUGCUUCACGCACACGAGGUCCUCAGCGAUGACCUGAUUGUCGCGCUCGUGCCCGAUGAGCUCACCGUGGUGUUUAGCACGAUUGACAUGCCAAUUCCUCGGGCGAGCGGCUCAAGCAGCUCCUACGAGCAUCCGGGCGAAUGGGACUGGGACCACGAUUCGGACAGUGGUGGGUAUUCUGUUUAUGACUCAGAUGGAUCCUGA